UCGAACCCCUAUCACUACACAGACCUACGACAGACGACAAACAACUACCAAAACACAGGUCACGGGUUCAAACACUCUGGUGUCGACUCAAUACUGUACAUGGGCAAAGUGAGGUCUGGGGAUCGAACUCUAGGGCCCGCAUCUGUGACUGCAGAAAGCGAUCGAACAGCAGGCAGUCCCAGUUUGUCCCAAAGCAACAGUCGGCAUGGGAUCACUGUAUCUUCACAGGCUGUCCCAGUUUGUCCCAAAGCAACAGAGACCAGUGGAACUGACAGGCAGAGGCAGAGCCUCUCUACACAACGAACACCUCUUGUCCUUCACAAAGAAGGGAUGUGUGUAGUUUGCCCUGACAAAGGGACACGGGACUUCUGUCCCGACGAAGGGACACGUCUCGUUGGCCCCGAACGAGAGAGUGGGAGGAACGAUAACGGUUGGCCAGAGAGCGAUCAGGACGAGGAGGGUCUCAGAACUGCUCCUAUAUUGGAGGAGGGGGAAAAGGAGGAGGAGGAGGAGGAGGAGGAGGAGGAGGAGGAGGAGAAGGCAGUGCUGAAGCUGAACGGGAAGCGUCCUGUGACCGGGGCAGAUGUUCCAUUCAGGCCACGGGGGAUGAUGACGGUGGGUCGUCUCGGGAACCGAGUUUCAAUGGUUGGUAUGGGUAAUACUGGGAGUCCACGACGUGAACGAGACGGUGUUGAAUUCUCCCAAAGAACAGGAGCGGAAGGCGAAAAGAACAACAGGAGUACCUCUUGUUCGACGCACACUGCUGCAGUGAGAGAGAAGACAGAUUUGGUGCCAUCACCAGGAGCCCAAAAAGGCGGUCAUCGAAAUCUGGUGGACCUUCUUCGGGUGGGUCCACCGCUUCCGAAGGGCCGAGCGCGUCCGGCAGGCGUGUUUUGCGGGAAGAGGAUUGCUUCCGUGAUGUCGUGGCCGGACGACGAAGAUGAAGACGGAGAUGAAGGCAAAGGUGAUGGGGCUGAUGCUGCUGGCAUGGGAAAGAAACUGUUGGCUAUGGGGAACCCUCGGAAGACGAUGGAAGACGUCGCGAAUGCAGCCGAUGACGGGGGUGGCAAGAAGGCGGUAAAGACGGUGAACAAUGAAAUGACUAAAAAUAGAACUGUUGCUGGUGCGAGAGUCGGGAAACCGGACUUCGCUAUGAUUCCAAGGGCGGCUGGUGGCACUGGUGGCGCUGCUCCAUCUACAGUCGUUGCCCCGGAAUUGAGGUCAAUGCCGGGUGAUGGGCAAUCUCAAGCGGCUGCUGAGAAAACUGGCGUGGUUGUCAAAGCGGACGAGCAUGAGAGCAAGAAGAAGAAGAAGAAGAAGCCAUGCAACCUGGCUGAAGGUGAUGGGGACGAUGACGAUGCCAACCCUUGUUCCUCGCCAAGCGUGGAGAUUGUGAGUGACUCUGAAGAAGAGGAGGACGAGCAAGAACAAAAUCUGGCCUGUAACAGGCAGCGGAUUCGUGCAUUGCUACGGCAAUCAGCAGCAGCAAUUCGCCAGCGAGCUGUUGGGUGUAAGGCAAACAGGUUUGCAAAUGCCCCACCCGGUCGGGAUACGAUGUUUUCGAGAGAGCGCGGAAACACUGCUGGCAAAUUCAAUCGGAUUGGAUCUGCUUUCCAUGAUCUUGAAGCAAAGGCAGGUGGGGGAGGAGAUCAUGAGGAGGAGGAAGAGAGGGGGGAGGAAGGCAAAGGGAAACAGAUUUCACAGGCUUCAGUCUCUGGCAUUGCUGAUGGAACGAAUUGCACAAUUUGGAGGAGGUUAUCUCCUCUGAAGCGGAAGUCGCCUGCGAAAAUGGAUUCAGCAGGAGACUGUGAUGAGGAGGUUAGUGGGCUGUGUGUCCGUGCGAAGAGUGCUGCUGUAUGUAGUCUGAGAGUGUCAUUGUCUCCCCUACGUAAUGGUGCUUCUGCAUGUAUACCACAACACCUCGAUUUAACAGCUGAUCGGAGCCGUCACAACUCCGAGGGUGGAGCAUCCAAGAUCCCAGCUAUACAUCCUGUGGAAGUAGGGGGCGUGGCGGGGAAUAGCAAUGUAGUCACAGGUCGGAUGAUGCCGGUUACUGCUCCUGGACCUAACGAAGAUCCUGAGGACUUGAACCAGGAACGAUCUUCAGACCACCAGAGUUGCCGCUCCGCUAAGGCAGUACCUCUGGAGCGGACUGAGGGUUCGUGUCCUCGAGAGGACCUAGUUAGGAAAGGAGCCUGCAGCAUCGAUCGCGCUGCUACAACCAGGCCUGACAGCACAAAGCGUGGGACAAGAGUUGAUUAUUUGGAACCUCCCUCAUUCUCACUCGGUCUUGAUGAGCAUGAUGACGGUUGCGAUGAGGAGGUGGUGACCCAUGCAGAGGCCUCCAAUCUGUGCAAUGUGGAGACGGGUGAUGUCAGCGCGGAGGGGCAAGGGAACAGAAAUUCGCAGCUUCCUCAGCCAGAGCCAGUUGUUGGCCCAGCUGAUGGUGAUGCCAGCGUGGACAACGUUGGCAGUGUGUCUGCGCUUAUGAAAGCACAAGCGUCAGGAGAACUGAACCUUCUUGAUAUGGGUCAGAAAGUGGAUGAUAUGCUGAUGAGGCCAGGUUCAACCCCAUCAAAAGGCCUGCAGGGUGGUAGCAAGAGGGGUUUGCCGCAGGAGGACGAUUUCCCCUCGUUCUCCCUGGGGCUUGACGACGAGAACGAGGGGGAGGAGCAUGCCGAAGAGGUCUUGCACCCUCGUGGUGCAGUGCCAAGCACGGGCGCUGCUUCUGCGGGCACCAAUUGUAACCCAGAGAUAAAGGGGCGUGAGGUCUCGGCGGAUCUCGGUCGAAAGGCAGAUCCGCCGACGACAGUGGCAACGGGACGGAGUGAUCGUGCACCUGGUGACUGCUUGGGAAAUCCCCGGGUCAGGUGGCUUGCAAGUCCUGACCCAAGGUCUCGACAGCCCGAUGCCAGUUUGGGAAGAGUACCUCUCGUGGGCGACGCAUUCUCUCCACAUGGUGAGAGCAUUGGGAGCCGUAGCGUUCAGAAGCAAACCCCUGAUUCUCAGUUUACGAGGGGUGGGGCAUUGUCAUUUCGUACAGCCUCGGCUGACGUUUCCGAGCUCGCUUCUUGCGCUAGGAAAGCCACAUGGGAAAGGCCGGAUAGACAGACCCAGGGUGGUGGUGGGGCACAACUUGCUGGGAACAGUAGAAUCCAACCUGUGAAAAUGCAACCGCUUCUCCUACCUGAGGAGGAAAGCGAGGGCAAAAAGGCACCAGAAUGUUUUGAGGCUUUGGACGUCGACAAGUACGGAUUGUUCUGUGAUGACGACGACCACGAGGAGGAAGAUGAGGAGCUUCUGAGUGUUGUUGUUAAUGGCACUUCGUUUAGCGGCGGAAGUGGCAAGAGGAGGGAGUCUGCGACCGGAAGCUUAAUGGCAUCUGAAGCCCUUUGCCAGUAUGACUCUUCUGAAAAUAUGGAUCCUGCAAAUGUGAGUAGAAAACAACCGGGCAGUACGUGGGAGGGACGGGGAAGGAGGGACUGGUGUGUGGAAGACACUUGCGGAACCGAACACAGUUUACAUUCCCAACGCAUCAGUGUGAAAAAGAGCGCAGUGGAGGAGGGUUCGAUCUGCAAAGGACUGUUUAGCAGUACUUCACAGUCGAUAGGUGUACCCAAGGGGCGUGGCAAACCGAUGGGACGUUCAUGCAUCUCUCUCGACGAUGACAAGCAUGGGAAUCCGGUUGUCGUUCUGGACACAAGUGAUGAGGACGAACAAAGAAAUGAUCACAUAAAGUUUGUGAGGAGGCCUUUGAGGGAGACUGGCGGCAUUCAGCAAUCGCAAGUGACCCAGGAAGCGAGGGAUAAGUGGAAAGCAUCGCCGACUGGACGGACAGCUCAUCCAAACGAGCCUGGAAAAGGUGGUGGCUGUGCCCUUGACGAAUUGCAAAACAACAAUGGACGGUUUGCCGGGUCUUUAAUUGAUGAGCCCCCCGACGGAAGCGAAACGUCGAGCCGCGGAAUGAGCUCAUUGGUGACGCCUGGGAAAGGGAAGCUCAAAAGGCUUCGGAAGGUCGCAGACGUGCGAGCAGAAGCAGUUUCGGCGGAGGGACUCGGGACGUCUGGACAAUGUAAAGUCAACAGUGCUCUCCCUGAUCGCGUUGACCGUGUGAGGGAUGCAGGCGCAGAGUCGAGACAUGAAGGACUUGGCCAACUUAGUGACACAUUGACUGAGGAGGUGUCAGAAGCCAGCGCUGAAGCUGGACCUCCUCUAAAGCGCGGCAGGAAACUAGGGCUUCAACCCGAGUUUGCUGUAGUCGAUGAGCUGAAGCGUCAAGUGAGGGAUGGCGUUCCUACGCCGGAUCAAGCGGAAGAGCAUGAAGAGGAUGACAUUGAAGAGUUUUCCUCACAGGAAGGCCAUUGCGGGGCCCACAGCUUUCUUGGGAAGGGUCGAACACCCCUGAGCAAGUUGUCGAAAACCGACAACAGAUUGGAGCAUGGCCGUGCGGAGGGGACCGAUGGCCGCGUUCCCCGCCUUCGCGAUAACCGGCCUGUGCUGUUUAUCGGGCCUAAGAAAGGUAAAUGCAGUGCAGAUGAUCCAGUAGUUUCGGUGCAGAAAUGGGUCCCCAGGACAAGCGUGUCUUCUGGAAGAGGAGAGGACGCAGGUGUGGAUGCGAGGGAAAUUCCAUCUCCAAAGGGUAAAAAUGGCCCGGUGUCUGCCUCAGGAAAAGACAGAAUCCACGAUCUGGAACAGAGGAUUUGGGAGGGAGCUUGUCUUGAUGAAUGCACAGGAGCACAUGAUGGUGCAGAUGGUGGGUGGCAUGCAGAGUGGGCUGAUUGGGACUCCCAGGGCUAUAUCUUGCCAACGACCGCUCAAGGAGAUUGUGAUCAUGUUAAGGAUUGGCAGCGGCAGCAGCAGCAGCAGCAGCAGAGGGAGCAAGAAGCUGUGGAGAAGCUGCUAAGGAAACGGUUUCCUCAUUUUGUGCCAGUCAAUCUCUUGGCACGAGAUGGUGUCUGGCAUGGAGAACCUGUAUUUAUUGAUUAUUGGAACCAGUUCAUAGCGUGUUCUGAUCCGGGAGGCACAAGUACAGGUAUGGCGGGCUCUUCCAUGAGAGGAGGAAAUGGCUGCAGUGCUCAGCCAGCAAUGACGAGAAGAGUGCAUCCUGUUGAGAGGGAAUUCCGCUCCCAGUUUGCGCGUGAUGGUGGUGGUCCCGGGUGGGCGUCGACAAGAGCAGGACUUGUCAGCCAGCAGCAGUCGCAGCAGCAGCAGCAACAGACAGGAGGAGUGCCAGGCAAGGGCCACUGGAUUACUGAAGGCAAUCGCAAGGUCUAUGUCACGAAGCUGGGCGAAAAGUUGUGGGGGCGCGUGGCCAUGCUUACCUAUCGGAAGGAGACUGGUCGCGGAGGGCGAAAGGGGGGAUCUCCAAGAAAGGGAGGACGAUGGAGAAAGAAGCCCAAGGGAGGGGGUUCUCCUCCAGCAUCAGGAGCAAGUCAAAAGGGAGGAAAGCCGGAUGCGGCAACUGCCAAGCGAUCGAAAGCCAAUGUGUCUACGAAACGCAGAGCUACCAAGUCCAAGUAAAAAAAAUCCCUGUCUCCAGCCUGGAAGCUGUAGGUGCAUUAAGCUACUAGCACCACACCCUCUCAACCGAAUGAUACUGGACUUGUCUGUCUUUGUGCGUCUGUGACUAGGCCAAGACGAAACAUUGCCGCGCAUAGCAAAGCUGGACGGAGAUCAUCGCCCACUGGCUGUAAACAAGACGAGAUUGACAUCAUCCAGGUACGGAUCACCAACAAUUGUUGAUAGGACUUGACAGACAUUUUUAUGCGCCACUGCAUAGACUGACCUUGGGCCUCGCUCCACCGCUCGCCAAAUGUACAAAAUGAGACUGAAUAUUCCGCCAGAACUUGGAAAGAUACGCCACCGUAAGUUUUUGUCUUUUGUGCAUGUCGUGAAUGGUGGAGCGCAGGCCCUUAUCCAUUUGCGCAAAUGGGUAUUUUUUUUUACUAUUUUCCCGCUGUUAACAGGCCAUACAUUUUCAACUUUUCACCCUAUGGGUGAACCAGGCGGACACUCGACGGACGGACAUUAUCGCACCAUGGAUUAGCCCGACAAACAGACUUUUUUUUUUCUUUUUUUUCUUUUUUUUUAAGGCCAGACAAACAGACAUUAUUGCUAUGUGGGUAAAGUUCCGAUAAGCCAAGUGGGUACCGCACUGUGUGGGUAAAUGAGGUAUCUGACCGCUAUUACGGCCCCUCCUGGAUGCAUCUGGCCGCAAUUAAGUCUAUAGACUCUAGACUCUAGAGCGUAGUCGAAGAACGUCCUGGUGCGAGUACUAUACUCUCAGUGUUGCCAACCAAUCACAAAUACUGACUCUUUUUUUUUUUCUGUUGUUGAAACUGACAUAGGGCAUUGCGACACCUCUCUCAAAAUCUGCACAAUGAGAAUGAACUUACUGCUAGAACAUGGCCAGAUGCGCCCACCAGAUUUUUGUCUUUUUCUCAUUUCGAGAGUGGUGUGGCGAUGGAACCAGGUGCUGAAGAAGCUAGGCGCCUCAUGCGCACUCCCCCACCCACCGUAGAUGACAGUUGCGACGGGUUACAGAUACUAUCCGCUGUUGAGCAAACUGGGAUGAAAAUUCUCCUUCUGUGGGAACAGACCUCAUCCAGAAUGGAUAUACUAUACAGACAGUAUUGUCUUGUCGAUGAGACGUAUGGAGUCUGGUGGUCGUUAUUUUAUUAUUAGCAUUUUGUUAGAAAGAGGAUCAACCACAUGAACAAUAGCAACUGUCAUUCUGUUUCGCGAGUAGACGUAGACGCAACAUAGACAUAGACAUUCUGACAUAGACAUAGACAUAGUCCAGUGGUACUGGGAUGGUUGAGCGGCGAGGCGGAUUUGCAACCAGGGGAUGGUUGAGGGGCAAAGGCAGCUUUUUGCAACCAGGGGAUGGUUGAGGGGCAAAUUUUUGCAACCAGGAUUGUGGAGGGGCAGAUUUGCAAACCAGGAUGGUUGAGGGGCAGAUUUGAGAGAUGUGUGAUUUGUUUAUUAGGUUAUUAGCAGCGACCCUCGGUUGCUCCAUUGAUGUUGUUAUGGUUUUCCAAUUUAGGUAUGUUUGACACAAGGGAGCAUUUUGUUUGUCCACUUCAGGCCUGUGCAUAGGACAUGCUGAUCGUCUCCGUGUGGUUGCAAAACACAUUUUAACGGAUGUC
Messenger RNA from Chara braunii, 7148 nucleotides. Lineage: Eukaryota; Viridiplantae; Streptophyta; Charophyceae; Charales; Characeae. The record is from the annotation of a GenBank genome assembly.